AUGUCAGCUGAACAUCAUCAUCAUCAUCAUGAACAUCAUCAGAAUGUUGAAAAACAAGUUUCACCUAUUCCAUUAACAGUUCUCUCUGUACAUCAAAUUAAAGAGGCAACUGAUAAGUUUAUCAAAGAAGGUAGACCAAUUCUAAUUGGUGAUAUUAGUGAAGCUGAUAGAAAGGCCAUCCAACAAAGAUUAGACCAUAUUCAUGCCGUUAGAGAUGACAAUGGUGGUAGUAUUAUCACUGCCAAUGAUUGGGGACAGAUUAUUGGAGCAGUAAUCGGUUAUACACCCUAUGUCGGUCCAUUGAUUAAAGCUGGUUUCAAUAUUAUUUGGGGAAAACUAUUCUCAAAAGACUCUCAAUACAUUACUAAAGAUCAGUUUAAUAAGGAGAUGACCGAAUUAUAUACAAAGGUCGAGAAUAUGGUCAAUGAGAAAUUGGAUCAAAAUGAAAUCAAUAGAUGUAAUGCAAUGUUUGCCGAUUGUCAAAAUAGAGGAAACAAUUUCAAUGAUCUUCUCACCUUGCUAACCCAGAGACAAGCAGCCAAAGCCGGUUUCAUAGUCGACACUAAACAUGAACAUUGGGUUAAACCAGCUGCUCACUUGGCAAAUUUAGCGGAUGACAAUCUUAAAGAGAUGAUCAGAUCAGAGUUUUUAAGCUAUCGUGAUUUCCUCGAAGGUGCAAUCAUCAACUUCUCACAACCAAUGUACGCACAUAUCCUUGGUAAUCUUUUAUCGAUGACCAUGUUCAUCUAUGCCAAUAUGAUGAGAGAUGCUGCACUUCAAGGAAUCGGAUGGGGAUUUCCCUAUGACUAUGUCAAUGGUUCUGGUAAAGUUAAAGGAUUGAAAGCAAUUCUUCAUGAUAAGGUCCAACAAUAUCAUAUGGAUCUGACAAGAUGUAACCUAAGAUACAUGCAAGAGAUCAUUAAACCUGCUAUAACCAUUCACCCAGCUAUAAAUUUACCAGAUAAUGGAUGGACUUUGUCUGGAUCUAUUAAUGAGCUUGAUUUCUUUGAAUACCCACAACCAGUCAAAAGAGUCACAAUCAACAAUGGUGUAUUCGAUUGUUCUGACCCAAAUACAGCAUUCAAAAUAUUCAAAUGUGAUCCGUCUGGUAUUGCUGGAUAUAUUCUAGACAGUCAUUAUGAUACACUAAUCAAUCUAUUUAAAGCAUGGAAACAUAAGUUCUCAGUCGUUAGAAACAGUCCAACAGGAACUUUUGGAAAUUUCGUGAUGUCAUUUGCAAUGUACAAUGGAGAUGGUAUUAAUCUUUACGUUAAUGGUACCAAAUAUGAUGUCAUUGCAACAAAUGAACAUAGGAAAGGAACAAGAUCUUGUUAUUACUACAACGAAUCGAUCGUUCAAUAUGGACAAACCUCCGGUGAUAAAUGGAUCUUUUCUGUUCCAAUUCAACUUUCAGGUACUAGAUUUGAUUUUGAAAUAGAAAGAGGAUACGGUGGACUUAACAGUCUUGAAUUUACAUUCAAUUAUUAA
Messenger RNA from Heterostelium album PN500, 1488 nucleotides. Its product is annotated as N-terminal delta endotoxin domain-containing protein. Gene Ontology annotation, molecular function: toxin activity. The transcript is spliced from 5 exons. The coding region runs from base 1 to 1488 and encodes 495 amino acids. Lineage: Eukaryota; Evosea; Eumycetozoa; Acytosteliales; Acytosteliaceae. The record is from RefSeq and is a predicted model, not a curated record.